Molecule: messenger RNA, 2079 nt
Organism: Ascochyta rabiei
Lineage: Eukaryota; Fungi; Ascomycota; Dothideomycetes; Pleosporales; Didymellaceae
Exons: 2
Coding region: 1-2079 (692 amino acids)
Source: RefSeq, a predicted model, not a curated record
AUGACGUCGCUUUCGAAUUUCGCAAACCAGGAUGAAGCCAACAGCAACAUUAACGGCGACGGUAACAGCAACAUCAGAGGAGCACCCCCGCCUCUACCACCACGGGCCUCACAAUCAAACGAGAUGAGCUCGCCUCCCAGCUACACUUCGGUCAUGGCCAUGUCGUCACAGGAUCCUCGAUCCUCAUCGACGCAGUCGCUGGUUCCAGACCCCACAUUGGAGAAUACGGGACGUCGCCGUAUACUGCUCGUGUACGUCCAUGGCUUCAUGGGCAAUGAGACAAGUUUCAGGAGCUUUCCGGCCCACGUUCACAAUCUCGUCACCGUGACACUGGCUGAAACGCACGUGGUCCAUACCAAGAUCUAUCCCAGAUACCGAGCACGAUACAGUCUCGAGCAAGCAAGGGAUCAAUUCUCUGCCUGGCUAGCACCCCACGAAGACCAGUGGACCGACGUCAUCCUUCUUGGUCACUCCAUGGGAGGACUUCUCGCUGCCGAUGUUGCUCUUCUGUUCCGUCACCGCAUUGUUGGCAUCAUCAACUUCGAUGUUCCCUUUGUUGGCAUGCACCCUGGCAUUAUCAAAGCAGGACUAGGAAGCAUCUUCACAAAAGUAGCACCACCACAAGACCAGAUACUCACGUCAGGCUCGACAGAGAACAAGCCCAGCCGGAUGAGCACAAUCUUUAACCCAAAACCGGCAGAUCCCAACUACAACCCCUCUUUCCCCAAUGAUGUUCACCUGCCGGCCCGCAAGGGCUGGGAGAAUGCACUGCACUGGUUUAACAAGCACUCUAGUGGCAUUAGGGAGGCUGGUAAAGGCCUGGUAAAGUCGCACUUUGAGUUUGGCAGUGCCAUGGCCGACUACAAAGAACUGAAGGAUAGGUAUGCACGAGUGCGAGCUCUUGAGGAAGAUGACGAGACCAAACGACGCAUGGGCAACCCAGAUGUACAAUCGCCCCCUCGGAUACGAUUCGUCAACUACUACACUGCAAGUACUGGCAGACCGAAGAAGCCUAAAUCACCAAAAAGCCCCUCGCCGUCUCGUGCGGGUAGCAUGUCGCUGCAGCAUCGUGAUAGCGAUGCGAGUGGCCCUGUAGAUCAAUCGCAGCACGAUGUCAAGAUAACAAGCUCGAGUCGUGAUAGUUCCAAGGAACAACCAAGGGAAGAGUUUGAUUCUGUUGCUCCGCGAGAUGGCCUUCUCGAGACCAGUCUGCAGAAGAGCUCUUCACAUUGUAAUAAAAAUCAGCAAACCCUCCCACAGAUUCCACCUAUACCACAGGAGCCACCUUUUGUCGAUCUUGCGCAGAUCACAGACAGGGCACAACGACGAGCUGCUGAAAGAGAGUACGACGAAGCUCUCGAAGAGUACCAGAAAGCAGUGAGAGCACGCAACAAGAUUAUCCAUGAACGAGAAGACAUCGAAGAAGAGAUGGAAAAACAGCGGCAAGAGAGGGCUGCUGUGCCACUACCGAAGCCGAAACCCGAGUUGACAGGCGAAGAGCUCAGGCUAGACAAGGAAAAGGAGAGGAUGGCAAGGGAACAGGCGAGACUCGAAGGAAAGGAGUACCCACCUCCAAACCAAGAUACAACGGCCAGCGCCCAAGAAGCACCAGGAGUGGAGACACCAGGCUUGGAAUCAGGCCUCCACACAAUGCAACUCGGCGACCAAUCUUCGCACAGCCCGUACGCAAGCUAUGAUUUCUCUCGCAGCGCAAUCCUCAGCCAAGCCUCCCCCAACGACCAAGCAUCCAUGACCGACUCCAACUACACGUCCAACACCACUGAAAGCACCGAGACCGAAGCCGAUUCAAGUGACACCAAAGCAGACAGGAAGAAGGAAAAGGAGAAGAAGUUGGGCAAAUUUUGCAUGCUUCCUCCCAAAGACGGCUCGGGCCACAAAGACCCCACAUGGAUCCGCGUGUACAUGGAGGGCAUGGAUGAAGUGGCUGCGCAUACAAGUCUGUUCUUUGUGAAUGAGACGUACGAGAGGUUGGUCGGGGACGUAGGAGCGAGGAUCGAGGAAUGGACUCGGGAGGCGGAUAGCAUGAGGCUGGUCAGGGAAAUGAGCGGACUCGAAUAG